AGCCGCUUUGGUUGUCUUAUUAUUCAAUGCCGGUGUCAUCAUCCGUAGUGUAAGAUUAAAAAAGUAGACAACUAAGUGUGUGUUAGAUCGAUAACGUGUUUCUUAAGGAUUUAUAAUUUAUAUACAUUAUUACGAGAGUUAUGAGAUUCUUCGUACUUUCUACCUUCAUAUUAGUCGGUUAUUUAUCCACGUGCUUGCAGUUAGUGCAAGCGCAUCGUAACGAUAAUGCUGAACUGGUGAUCAAGGAAAUCGAGGAAAGUCAGAAGAAUUGUACGCCUCGAUCGAUCAAUGACUUCCCAGAGGACAUCUUUACGCCAAAACAACGUGAAAAGGGGGCGGCUCUGUUACACGCAUUCUUUGGCUUUUAUUGCUUUUUAUUGACCGCUUUUGUCUGCAACGAUUAUCUCUUACCAGCACUCGAUUGCAUCUGUUCCGGAUUGAAUAUCUCAGCUGAUGUUGCUGGUGCCACAUUUCUCGCUACCGCCAGCUGUUUUCCAGAAUUAUUCGUCAGUAUCGUUGGUACCUUCUUAACUGAAUCUGACCUUGGCGUUGGUACCGUAGUUGGUAGUGCGGUAUUUAAUACUUUUGCUACUACAGCCUGCGGAGCACUUUCAGCUAUAAAAGGUAUACAGCUAGAAUGGCAAAUACUGUCGCGCGAUUGCAUAAUCUACGUGAUAUCCGUUGGUUCGUUGGUAUUGGUUAUGUGGGACGGCCUGAUCACCUGGUACGAAGCAACGAUCUUCAUGAUAUUGUUCGUUGGUUAUUUGGUCCUUCUGUUCUGCGGCGAAGGGAUCACACGUUGGUAUAAGAAGAUCAAACAUCUUUGUUGGAACGGUACCGAGUUUUCGGAAGAAAGUGUGACUUCGAAGCCGACGACCGAUCCUAUGGUGCACGGUAUGUACAAGCCAUACGUUCACGGUGAACUAAUUGCCGAAUAUAGGAAAAAGAGUAUCACGAAGAUGGCCGAAAUUAAGUCGACCAAUAAGAAUUUCGAAGAAUCAUCGGAGAAUAAAGAGGAAUUGGUCGAUUAUGUCGAACCCGAUACACCGUUCGUUUUACCAAAGUGUAAUUUGGUAAUGAAGUUAUGGUUUUACUUUACCUGGCCUUUAAAGAUCUUACUAUUUGUCACCGUACCAGAUACCAGAUACAAAAGAUUUCGUUCGUGGUAUCUUUUAACUUUCUUCAUUUGUACCAUGUGGAUCGUAGUGUCAUCUUACAUGGUAUCUUGGAUGAUGACAGUCGUCGGAGACACCAUGGGAAUCCCUGAUUCCGUUAUGGGAAUAACGUUUCUAUCGGCUGGUGGUAACAUGCCCGAACUUGUCUCGAUCGUUAUUCUUUCCAGGCAAGGUAACGGUGACAUGGCUAUGAGCAAUACAUUGGGUGCUAAUACUCUUGAUAUUCUUUUGUGUUUGGGUCUACCAUGGCUGAUAAAAACUUUAAUGUCGGGUAAAGACGUCGAAAUCGUAUCCGGUGCUCUCUCUUAUAGUGUUCUAUCUAUAAUUAUUUGCGUUAUAUGCUUCUACUCUAUCACAGCUUUUUAUAAUUUUAAGCUGAACAAAAAGGUUGGCGCCGUUUGUCUCGUAAUGUACGCAAUAUUUCUUAUAUUCGCGAUAUCAGUUGAAUUGAACGUAUUCUUUCACGUUAAUUGGCCAAUGUGCGAUCGAUAGUCAAAGAUCGAGUUUAUCGACGAUUGUCGUUAUGUUCUCGAAUAUGUUGUGAUACAGAAAUACACACGAAAUCGAAGUGAAAGUAAGAAAGUGAGAAAGAUAGAGAGAGAAAGAGAGAGAGAGAGAGAAAGAAAGACAGACAGACAGAGAGAGAGAAAUAUAACGAGAUAAUUAUUUAUAUGUAUAAUGUGUACGUGUGUGUGCAUUUGAUUGAAAUGAAUGAUAACAAAUAAUACUCAUGUCGGGUAGACUUGAAAGGGUGCAACUAAAUUCGUAGAUUUUUAAAAAUCGAAAUAAUAUAAUUUGAAUUUAAAAGAAACGGGAGGAACAAAUAAGAAACUAAAGAGAAAUUAAAAAAAAAAAAAUGAAGAAAUAAAAGAAAAAAGAAAAAG
Messenger RNA from Vespa mandarinia (Asian giant hornet), 2059 nucleotides. Its product is annotated as sodium/potassium/calcium exchanger 4. NCBI's taxonomy places the organism in Eukaryota, Metazoa, Arthropoda, Insecta, Hymenoptera, Vespidae. Gene Ontology annotation, biological process: intracellular calcium ion homeostasis; calcium ion transmembrane transport. The record is from RefSeq and is a predicted model, not a curated record. Gene Ontology annotation, molecular function: calcium channel activity; calcium, potassium:sodium antiporter activity. Gene Ontology annotation, cellular component: plasma membrane.